UGUAGCCUACCUUAUUUCUGUUUUUAUUCCUUCUCAGCAUUAAAUGAUCAAAAGCGCCCUCUGGUGGCUGUGCCUGCGCCAUCACCUGCAGUGGGAGUGUGCGCCACUGACAGCUCUGCUCCAAUUGGCUGCUGGAAGAGGAGGCUGCCAUGACACAUUGGAUGCUGCACAGAAUCAGUUCCACAGCAUCAGCAGGCUCAGCACCUCCAUCCUCCCUUUUAUCCCUCUCCUUCUCUCUUUUCUCUCUCUCAUCCUUCAGCCUGUCCUCCUCUUGCCACCAUCCCUGUGUUUUUGGAUUGUGACCUGCUUGUUCUUCUGUGUCGACGAGAGCAGUGACAGAGGCCUGCUCUGGCACUGCAGCAGAGGACGCACACACAGCAGCAGCAGCAGCAGAAGCAGCAGAAGCAGCAGCAGCAGCAGGCCCACUGUUUCUCUCAUUCUUCUGCCCCUGUUCCCCAGACAAACUUCUGCUUUCCUUCACUCCUUACUCUCUAAACCUCAUCUUCUGCUGGUUGAGAGUUUACCCAGCAUGCCUCACUCCAGGCUGCUCCGUUAGGCCCCAGCAGCAUGGGCGAAGUCUGGGUGGGAAGAGAAACUACGGAUUGGAGCCUUCCCCUCAGGCCAGGCGUGCUGGCAGGUCAGCCUUCCCCUGCUUCAGAUGGGAGAGGACGCUGAGAGCCCAAAAAUUAACCACACCUUCCUACGAGACUACGUCACCGAAGCUGAUGUCAUCUCUACUGUGGAGUUUAACCAGACAGGGGACCUGCUGGCCACAGGCGACAAAGGUGGCCGAGUGGUCAUCUUCCAGAGGGAGACUGAGUCCAAGGGGGAGUCAGAGGAGGUUGGAGAGACAGGGGACUCAGGCGAGUACAAUGUCUACAGCACCUUUCAGAGCCAUGAGCCAGACUUCGACUAUCUGAAGAGUCUGGAGAUCGAAGAGAAGAUCAACAAGAUUCGAUGGUUGCCACAACAGAAUGCAGCACAUUUUCUUCUUUCCACCAAUGACAAGACCAUCAAACUGUGGAAGGUGAGUGAGCGAGACAAGAGACCUGAAGGUUAUAACCUGAAAGAUGAGGAAGGAAGGAUCAAGGACGUCUCCACUAUCACCUCUCUGCAGGUGCCUGUCCUGAAACCGACCGAUCUGAUGGUUGAAGUGCGACCCAGACGAGUGUUUUCAAAUGGGCAUACAUAUCACGUCAACUCUAUCUCCGUCAACAGUGAUGGAGAGACGUACCUGUCUGCUGAUGACCUACGCAUCAAUAUGUGGCACUUGGGCAUCACAGACCGUAGCUUCAAUAUUGUUGAUAUUAAACCAGCCAACAUGGAGGACCUGACAGAGGUGAUAACAGCAGCAGAGUUCCACCCGCACCACUGCCACCUGUUUGUGUACAGCAGCAGUAAGGGCACGCUGCGUUUGUGUGAUAUGAGGGCCUCUGCACUGUGCGACAAGCAUGCCAAAAUUUAUGAGGAACCAGAGGAUCCAGGAAGCCGGUCCUUCUUCUCAGAGAUCAUCUCCUCUGUGUCGGAUGUCAAGUUCAGCCACAGUGGGCGUUACAUGCUUACGCGAGACUACCUCACCGCUAAGGUGUGGGACCUACACAUGGACAAGGGCCCAGUGGAGACGUACCAGGUACAUGAAUAUCUGAGGAGUAAGUUGUGUUCUCUUUACGAAAACGAUUGUAUCUUUGACAAGUUUGAGUGCGUCUGGAACAGCUCAGACAGUGUGAUCAUGACAGGAGCCUACAACAGCUUCUUCCGGAUGUUUGACAGAGAGACCGGGCGAGGGGUGACUCUGGAGGCGUGGAGGGAGAGCAGCAAACCCCGCGCCGUGCUCAGGACCCGGCGCGUGUACACAGGGGGGAAGCGUCGCCGUGGAGAUGUGGGCGUGGACAGCCUGGACUUCACCAAGAAAAUCCUCCACAUGGCAUGGCAUCCGGCUGAGAACAUUAUCGCCAUAGCAGCCACCAAUAACCUGUACAUCUUUCAGGACCGGGUCAACCCUGAUGCACAAACGCAAUGACAAGGAAGGGAGCUUCGAAGUACAGUACAUGAAAUUGGCCUGAGUUAGGUGUAUGCACUACUCUUUGACUUAUUCAUGUAUUGCUGUGUAAAAGCACUCGUUUUUGGUUGGACUCUUGGAUGAUCUGAUUUCUGGUGUUGCUGAAAUGGUUCUAGUUGAUCUAGGACCAU
Molecule: messenger RNA, 2190 nt
Organism: Boleophthalmus pectinirostris (great blue-spotted mudskipper)
Lineage: Eukaryota; Metazoa; Chordata; Actinopteri; Gobiiformes; Gobiidae
Gene: ppp2r2ca
Product: protein phosphatase 2, regulatory subunit B, gamma a
Exons: 10
Coding region: 659-2020 (453 amino acids)
Biological process (GO): peptidyl-serine dephosphorylation
Cellular component (GO): cytosol; protein phosphatase type 2A complex
Molecular function (GO): protein binding; protein phosphatase regulator activity
Source: RefSeq, a predicted model, not a curated record